AGGGUUACAUAAAUUUUGCAAACGAGGAAAUGCCCGGUAAAGCGAAGGGUAAAAAAGGUGGUAGACCUGUGAAGCCUCCUAAGCGGCCUGUGCCCCCCCCCUUCCUCGGACGAGGAUCAGGAGAUGGUGCUCAUUAGAGGCCUGGUAUAGAGGAUGGAAGCCCUUGAAAAGGCCAGGGCCAUCCCUCCUCCCGACAAGGAGGCUGGGCCCUCGGGUGUCCCACAGCCGGCCUCUAAGCGCACGCGGGUUGCUGUUCAGACACAAUUAUUGAGAUCCAUUUCUGAUAGGUUGGCUGCGUUAGAACAAGGUCUUGUUCCUGCUGGUCCAUCUGCUCCCGGGGCUCCUGCUGCCCCGGCACCUUUGCCUGGAGUUCCAGACCCGGAUGUCCCUGCGCCAGUUCCGGAUGUGCCGGAGCCAGCGGCUCCCAUCGAUCCCACACCGGCAGUGCCAGCUGGGCCCAGCCCUGAGGACCCAUCAGUCCCUGUGAUUCUGGACUACUUCUUCACAGUUCUUUUGGAGACUGAAAUGCUGAAAACACUUUGCAAAGACCAUUCAGAAAAGCCAACAUUAUAUUUUAGUACUGGCAACCCUGACUGGCAUUGGCAACAAGCAAAGGAUUCUCACCCUCAUCAGGCUGCAAAAGUGUGUAAGGUAGCAGCGCAGAAGGGCAUUUGCAGGGCAGAAGGAGCAGGUUUUUCCAACCAGAAAGCUGUAAAAGAAGCAGUUAUCUUCUGCAGAAUUGCUUCCUAUACAGUUACUUACAGAGGAUAAGUAAUUUCUCUGCAAUAUUGGGUUACGGGCCCAGUUGUGAAGCAAUAGGUUGUGAGAUAACAAAGAGUUUGUAGGCAAGAAGGCUGGACAAGAUGACUACUUUUGCAUCUGUGGGGAGGCAUCCCACUGUUGAACUGCUCGAUGAAACAAACUACAGAAGAUGGUUCUUCAGAGAGAAGAUGUUGCUGAAUACACUUGGACUAUCUUAUGUUCUCGAGGAACAAAGACCAACAGAGGAUGAAGAGGGGAGAAACAGGAAGAGAGAAGGCAUGCCCUCACUUCUUAACUGUGGGUUUCUAAAGGCACCUGGUGGGCCACUGUGUGAAACAGGAUGCUGGACUGGAUGGACCUUGGGCCUGAACUAGCAGGGCUGUUCUUAUAUUCUUAAGAGAAACAGUGAGACUGGGAUUCUGCAAAAAAGCAAGCCAUGGGACACAUAUCUUUGACUAAGUGAUCUAUCUGUCACUUAAUCUAUCACACAGAAGACAAAAAUACAGCAAGAGAGAUAUGGGAAAGAUUGAAGGAGGUCUUUUAACAAAGAACCAAAUACUCAAGUUUCUCUUAUGCUGGAGUUGUGUAACAAAAUAUUCAGAGAGGGAGGGAAUUUGCAGGAGCACAUGUGCUUGUUUCGGGGAAUACUAAAAGAGUUGGAACUGCAGGAGAUAAAUAUACCUGAAUCCGCAAAUAUUGGACUUUUCUUAAUACCUUGCCUAAAGAAUAUAAGAAUAUUGUCAAUUUGCUUCAAAUUAAAGAAAAUGUAACUGUCAUUUUUGUUCAGGACCCUUUCAAGAGUUUAAUUUGGAAAAGCCAAUAGAAAGGGAGGAAUCAGUUAAAAAUCAAGCCUACAAAGUUGCUGAUGGUAGAUAAUGUUUUAUAUGUGGCAGCACCGUGCAUUUGAGGAAUGCUUGUCCUAGUAAAGAGCAAGGGAAUUAUUCUCAACAGAGAAAAGGGAAUAAGACUAAAUUCCAGAAAAAAUGGAUUUUCUAACAAACAAACUUGCCUAUGCAAAAGUGAAAGCAAUGGAAACAAUGCUGAGAAAGAUGAAAAGUUGUGCGCUGCAAAAGAAAUCAUCUUCAGGGUUGAUGCAAGUCAAAGUAGAAACAAAAUAUAUUUGGAUAGUGGGGCUACUUCACAUUUCUUCAAUGAUUUGCAAGAUUUUGCUGAGAUAAGCAGGGGAUAUAAAAGUCCUAUAUACCUUGUUAAUGGGCAGCAGAUUUAAGCAGAAGGAAAAGAGACAAUUUAUCAGAAGUGUAAUUUUGGUGAAAAUAGAGUGAAUGAAGUGUGUAUUCCAGGGGAACUACUGUACUAUGUUCCAAGUUUGCAAAACAGUUUAAUGAGUGUAAAAACAGCUACAAGGCGUGGAUGUAGAGUUCUUUUCAGAAGGGACCACUGCUUUAUUUUAAAAGGAGGAAUGCUUCUGAUGAAAGGCAUGUUGAAAGAUGGAAAAAUGUGGGACUCAGAAUUCAAGAAUGAAACAAUGAGAAGGGGAAUGUUGGGAUUUUGCCAUAGACAUUGUCUCCGUUCUUAGUAUGGGGCAUGCUUCUCUCUGUGAAUGUCUCUAUGUACUGGCUUGGGGCUGGAGUCACGAUUUGUUUGUCUGCUCCUCACUUGUUGCCUUGAAUUCAAACGGAGAUGUUCUCUCUCUCUCUGCAUAUGAGACUGUUUACCUGUUUAUUGUUUUCUUAUUUUAGUUUAUUAGUUUAUUUUUGUUCCUCAGUUAAAGUUAGCUUCCUGUUCAAUUAUUUAUAGAGGAUAAGUGAUUACUCUGCAACAUGAAGUUGUGCUAAGCACUUCAUGGGAAAAUGCCUGAGUUCUUGUCUGACUCUCCCACCCAGGCUCAGCCUAUAUAUUUGUAAAUAAAUAUAGCAUGAAAACACUAUUACUCUAUUCUUACAAAGGAAGGAGCCUGUAAA
Molecule: messenger RNA, 2684 nt
Organism: Hemicordylus capensis (graceful crag lizard)
Lineage: Eukaryota; Metazoa; Chordata; Lepidosauria; Squamata; Cordylidae
Exons: 5
Coding region: 154-771 (205 amino acids)
Source: RefSeq, a predicted model, not a curated record